This is a messenger RNA of Ixodes scapularis (black-legged tick), 1107 nucleotides long. RefSeq lists its product as uncharacterized. NCBI's taxonomy places the organism in Eukaryota, Metazoa, Arthropoda, Arachnida, Ixodida, Ixodidae. The annotation marks the transcript as partial. The transcript has a single exon. The record is from RefSeq and is a predicted model, not a curated record. Gene Ontology annotation, molecular function: zinc ion binding; nucleic acid binding.
GCCGACGACUACGAGGUGGUGUGGCCUCCCAUCCCAAUGGGUGCAACUAUUUUAAAUUCAGUACUUUUGCACUGCGAUUUGAGAGGCCGCCCCUAUCGUAUUGAAGAUUUCCGGCAAGAAUUGAAGCGGUGCGCCGUCCUGUCCGAGAUUGUGGCGCUCGGUGCUUUCCAGAUGAACCAUGUCUGGUUAGCCACGCUGCGAACGCCGGAAGCCAAGAAGCGGCUCAUCGACUGCAAAGAGUUGAAGGUGAAGGACCUGAGGUGUGUUGUCAUCGACCCCAGCAGCACAGAAGUUCGUCUACGCCUCCAUUGGGUCCCGUAUCAUGUGACCGACGACGCGGUGAGCAAGUUUUUGGAACCCUACGGCAAGGUUAUAGAAGUCGCACGUGAGAAAUGGCGCGUCGAGGGAUUCGAAGGCAUCGAGUCGACUACCCGGGUGGCGCGCAUGACGCUGAAGAGCGGCGUCACGCCCGACGGAAUGCCUCAUCAGCUGCGGCUUCAGGGGGCGAACGUCCUUAUCGUAAUCCCAGGGAGGGCGCCGGUCUGCCUGCGCUGUAAGCGUGCCGGGCACAUCAGGCGCGACUGCCGCGUGCCUAAGUGCUCGGUGUGCUCACGUUUCGGCCACGAGAAGGAAGAGUGCGUAAAGACCUACGCCCGAGUAACUGGUGGAGCGGCGGCGGAAGACCUUUCGCCCCUAACCAUGGAUGUCGACGAGGCUGAGCGUUCCGCUCAGGGACAACAAGACGAAGCUCCGCCGUCUGGUGAGCCCUGCAGUCAUCCUGUUGGAGCGGACGGCUCGACUGAAGUCUCGCCUGUAAAGGACAAGAAGGAGGUGGCUGGUGGCUUUCCUGAACCGGACAGCGCGGCACUCCCUCCCUCGGCGACGCCAAUGGAGAAGACCGUAGCCCCGCGCGAGGCCUCCCCCCCCGACUUUCGAGAAGGCGCCUUCCGAAGGUCACGACACUAUGGACGAAACCACCGAGUCCAUCAAGCGUGGUCUCGACGAGAACCCUCCAUCGACGCCGGGCAUGACACCCAGGCCCAACCCUUGGAUGGAGAGGACAAAGAAGGGGCGUUUCCAGCCCACGCCCACCUUAACCCCAGAUGA